This is a messenger RNA of Papilio polytes (common Mormon), 3219 nucleotides long. It is a transcript of the gene hrm, whose product is annotated as monocarboxylate transporter 13. The coding region runs from base 399 to 2450 and encodes 683 amino acids. Gene Ontology annotation, molecular function: monocarboxylic acid transmembrane transporter activity. Lineage: Eukaryota; Metazoa; Arthropoda; Insecta; Lepidoptera; Papilionidae. Gene Ontology annotation, biological process: monocarboxylic acid transport; transmembrane transport. The transcript has 8 exons. The record is from RefSeq and is a predicted model, not a curated record.
UUCGCGUCAUUCAUUGUUGAAACUGUGUGGUGAUGGUACCAUAUGUCAUAUUAUCAGAAACUCCCACAAUUGUGAUGAAUAUAUUGCAAUGUCCUAGUGAAAACGCUUGUGCUAAAUUAGUUUUUUUUAUGAAUUAAUCUUGUGUUAAUUACCUUGUUUUGCAUAACCUGUUCAAGACAUCCAGUAAGUGUUAAUUACGUUUACUAAGUAUUUACGAUGUACGCCAAAGCCAGCCAAAUUAGAAGACUGAUUUUUGCAAACUACAAAAUUAUGUAGCGAAUUUUUUUAUGACGCCAUAACGUUUUUUUAUAGAUUAUACAUUCCAGAAUAUGUUUAUACAUUGACGUGAGAUUAUGCGCCAUCUUGGAUCCGACAUUUUAUAGCGUUUGUAAACAAAAAUGGCGGCGACAGCACCGAUUUCGGAGGGAAAGGAGACAAUUGAUGAAGCGGAAGAGAAGCUGUUGGAUAAAAGUCGAGCUGUUAUAGUGGCCAAUGAAGAUGGACAGACUACGAUAAAAUCAUCGAAAAAAGUAAAGCUGCCGGAGGAUGAGAGUCCGUCGGUAGGCGCUGGUCGGUUUACUAUCGGCCCAGCGCCAGAGAGAGACUGGGAGAUGGUCCCACCCGACGGCAAGUGGGGCUGGUUCGUUCUCGUAGGAGCGACAUUAGUGAAUAUAUUAAUACCGGGUACUAUCAAAUCGUUUGGCGUGUUAUUGGUCGAGUUCAGAGAUGUGUUUCAAGCCAGCGAAUCCGCUUCAUCUGGGAUUGUCGCCCUCUGCUACUUCCUGUACAGCAGUUUAGGACCAAUAUCGUCGAUUCUCUCAGUGAAAUGGUCUUAUCGUACUGUGACACUGAUCGGAGGAUGUUUUGCAGCUUUUGGUAUGAUAUUUAGCAGUUUGGCGUUUUCCAUCGGAUAUUUAUAUUUUAGUUUCGGAGCGAUGGUGGGGGCGGGCGCGGGGCUGGCGUUCCCCCCAACAGUGUAUAUAGUGACGUCAUACUUUGUUCGUCUCCGCGGACUUGCAAAUGGUAUUUGCAUGUCAGGGUCUGCCUUCGGAAGUAUAAUAUUGCCACCAUUGCUGCGAUAUCUAUUGGAAACUUAUGGAUACAAGGGGGCAGUAUUAAUAUUAGGUGGGGUGAUGUUAAAUGUGUGGGCGGCCGCGUUGUUGUUCCAGCCUGUAGAAGAACAUAUGGUGAGGAAAUACAAAGAGCAAGAAGAAGAAGAUGAAGUGCCUCAGCUUGAACCAUUCGCGGAAGAAGAUCCGAUUGAUUUAGAAGUAAGUCAUCCACGACUUGUUUUAACAUCAGAGGAUAACACACCAACGGAUAAGUAUCCGAACGGUUCCCCGCCAAUAUUCAAACAUAAAUCUAACCUCGCGUUAGACGAUCGAUCACCUAAUAAAUUGGAUUUCGCAAGAUCAGCAAGCGCAGCACAAGUAAUGAGAUUAACAGAUGAUAGAAGUAGAAAAAUAUCAACAUCUUCAAGACAUGGAUUAUCACAGAUAUCUUCUAAAAUAUCAAAUUACCUUCCCAGCAAUCCAUCACUACUGGAAUCCGUACCAGAAGGGAAAUCAAGUCGUGCUAAUUCUCAUGAUACUUUUGGUAGGAAACUAACAGUACCGAAAACACCGAAAAGAAGCCCAUCAACAUCAAGUUUUCAAUACAUGUCUACACCUUUCCAUGGUUCAACACUUUCAGCGUUCGAGAAACCGAGCGAAUUCGCUUCACAAUUCAGUUUAAAAUCAGUUACAGAUAGUCUUGCGCCAAUAACAUACUGCUGUGGAUGUAGGAAGAAAACUGAUGAUAAUAUCAAAAAGGAACCUAGUAAAUACUUCGAUGUCCAAUUACUAAAAGAUCCGAUAUAUCUAGUUAUUUUAAUAUCGAAUUGUACUUGCGCUAUAUCGUAUACGAAUUUCAUUAUCCUUGUUCCAUCUUACGCGGUCGAAUGUGGUUUUGAUAAAUCUUUAGGCGCCUAUUUAUUGUCAAUUAUAUCCGCGUUAGAUUUAGUCGGUAGGAUCGGAGGUUCCGCUAUAUCGGAUGUUGUAUCAACUCCUAAACGUUAUUUUUUCAUAACCGGUUUAUUGAUAUCCGGUAUCAGUUUAGCUAUGAUACCGUUAAUGCAGAGUUAUUUAGCUAUAAGCGUUUUUUGUUCGAUAUUCGGUAUCGCUUCUGGUAUUAACGUUGGGGUGACAGCACUUGUGAUGACUGAAAUGCUCGGUACUGAGAGAUUGAUGUCUUCGUAUGGAAUUAGUUUGUUUGUGAACGGCAUUUUGCAACUUAUAGGACCCCCUGUAUGUGGUAUAUGGUUUGAAUAUACACAUUCAUAUAAAUCUUUAUUUGUCACUUUAGGCUUGAUUCUCUGUAGCGGUGCAGCGCUUUGGGGUUUCGUCCCAUUUAUUCAUAGUAGAAGAAAAAAAGCAGAAAGAAUGCAACAAAAUAUAGAAGAAAAAGCCUGAAUUAAAUAUUGCUGAAUUUAAAAUCGUCAAUUCUACGUCUUAUAAUCUCAAAAACCAUCACAAAAUGUUAAAAAAAAUAUCGAUUUCCUAAAAUUAUAGGGUCCAUUGAUAUAAGAUUUUAUUUUGAAUUUUAACCUCAGACAUUUUAGAUUAAUUUAUGUCGAUUUUAUUGUAUUUAUUAUCUGCUGUUAGGUAGCUUUAAUUUUAUUAAUCAAAAGUACUCAGCGUUAAAAUUAGCUGCUUGUAGCGUUAUUAUUUAAAAUAACUUAAAGCAGUUAUUUAAUACGUUAUUUAUUUCACAUCAUUAGUAAACAUUUGACAUUGACAUGUAAACGAAUUUAUUAUUUAUAGUUUGUCUUUAAAUUUACCUUAGUUUAAUAUUCCACUCACCAGUUACUCGAAUGUUUUAGUUAUUUUUAAAAUUAACCAUAGUUACCAUUCUAUUUUUAUCCAAUUAUUUUUUUAUCGGUACAAUCUGAUAAGCGUAUUUAGCACAAUUAUUUGGAUCUGUAAUCUAUAGAUAAUGUAAAAGUUUGACAUUUGAGACAUUCAAUAGUCGUUUUGCAUUAAAAAUGGCAACAAAGAUAUUUUACGUCAGCAAAAAUCCUACGUUUUAUGCUCUUUGUUAUCUAUAGGUUAUAAAUCUAUUAUUAGUUAUAUUUUAAUGUCGAAUACAUUAAUUUUUAAAUAAUUGAUAAGUCCUUUAUUUUAUAUGCAAGACAAAUCUGUAUCUAUAAAUGUAAGAAUGUAUUUUCAAUUAUGAAUUAAA